CUUGUUUCUUUUCUUUAAGAGAAGCAGGACUACACUUACCAAAAUGCAUCGGGGUGUGUGUUAAAAAAAAAACUGAACUGCCCCAGUGAACAUGGGCAUACGUUAAUCCUAUGAUAUACUUAACCUGUGCUAAAAAAGACGGGCGGUUAGCAAGUUACAUCAUAAUUGAGCAAGGAGUUCUCUCAAAAUAUAAGCAAAAGUCUAGACCGGAUAGAAAUUAGACUUAUCAAUUGUUAGAUACAGCAAGUACGUAUUUUGUAAUGUGGGAGUUGGUGCAUUGAGAGUGGUUUUGUAAAUGAGGAAGUGUUUCCAAUUUUGCAUCAAGACUGCUUGUCAUCUCGAUUGGAAUCAAUGCUUUCAACACACUGCAACUAAACGAGCUGAAGUGAAAUACACCCCAAGUUAAGGAAAAUAAAUGCUUAUCUGUCUACCUCGAUCUUAAUUACGGUCUACCGAUGAGCUCGUGCACUUUGGAAACAUGAGGAUUGUUGGUGUCGUAGACGGCUGUCUGUUUUUGGCAGAUGGUUUUGUGUAAUCACAUCCUGAGAGCUCUGGGUCCUAUGGACACAAGAAGUUUUUCGUUUUAAGAAGCCACGAGAAUUCGUCGGGCUUGACACACUGCCAGUAAAACAGAGGAUGUACUGGUCUGUGGGCAUGAGUGAAUCUACAGACGGUACUGAGAACAACAUGGACGACCAACAUGGCACUGUGGAUAUGGGAGGCAAGCAUUCCGUCCUGGGCAAUUCCACUUUGAAUCAGUCUCCUACGAUCGAAAACAUCCAGGCUGCAUACAAAGAAGGUGAUACCAGCAGGGCCCAGGAGCUCAUUAAAAUCUCGUGCGGCGAGAACAACAGGCUCCGGCUGGAAAAGCACCAGCUCCUCAGUGUUGCAGCAGGGAAUGGAGACCUGGAGGCUGUGCAGUAUUUACUGAAGGAGGGCAGGGUGGACCUGCCCAGGGAGCCCACAGAUGAAAACCCAGCAGUCGUUGCAGCUUAUUAUGGCCAUGAAGACGUUGUGAAGGAGUUGCUAGACUCCUUACCAGGGUCGGGCAUCAAUAAAGAUUUGCUAAACUGGAUGCUGGCAAAAGCUUGCCAACAAGGACACGUGGACAUCGUCAAGCUGCUGGUGCUCAACUACAAGGCCGACACGGAGAACUGUGCGAUAAGAAGCAAUGACUUCGCUGUCAUCACAGGUGUACCACUCUAUGCAGCGGCAAAGGCAGGGAAUGAAGAGAUUGCUGCCUUUCUGCUUCAGAAUGGAUCUGUGUUCUGCUCCUAUACUCUAAUGGACCACCCUCACUUCGCCAAGCAGCUCCUGAGAGCGAGGUUUGUGGAGCCCAGCACUCCGGAGCACAGCGAGGAACUGAGCGAUAACCUCUCUGUGCAGUGGUCCAGAUUGAAGCUGCCUUGGCUGGAGCUGGACUGGUUCAUUGACCUCUCCUCCAGGAUCUCUCAACUGGACCUGUCUUCAAACAGCCUCACUGGCCUGCCGUCCGUCAUCCCCUGGGGGCUGAUCCAGCUGCGGCAGCUCAACCUGGCGGACAACCAGCUGCGAGAGCUUCCCUCUGUCCACUCCUCGGAGGGUAUCCUCUGCACAAGGCUCCUGGAGGUGAACCUCUCCCAGAAUGAGUUAACCAGUCUUUCUUCAGGAUUCUUACAUCUUUCCAAUCUCCAAAAGCUCUUAGCAGCAAAGAACCAACUGACAACAUUAUUUGAAGCUGAAAAUGGUACUAACUGGAUAGGACUGCGGAGGCUGCAGGAGCUCGAUGUGUCAGACAAUCGUCUCACAGAGGUCCCUGCUUGCUUCCUUCACUGCUUCAAGUCGCUCCGCAGCUUCAGUGUUUCUAGGAACAAACUGAAAGUGUUUCCAGAUCCGUGGGCAUGCCCCCUGCAAUAUUGUAGAGCAUCUUCCAAUUCCGUGGCGAGCAUUCCAGACACUAUUUCCAUAUUUUGGAAAAAUCAUCUUAAAGAAAUGGACUUAUCUGACAACUGCUUGAAGGAGCUGCCAUUGCAUAUCUUUCAGCUAGAGGCAUUGGUGUCACUAAAAGUGAGCGAAAAUCAGCUAUCUGCUUUGCCUUUGCCAAACAAGUGGACUUGCUGUCAGCUCAAAUCACUUGAUCUUUCAAAGAAUCAACUUGGAAAGACUGAGGAGGGAGCAAAAACUAAGAGACUCAGUUUCUUCACCACAUGGAGCAGAAGAGACCCGCAUACAGCUGUUGUUCUCUCGUCGUCAGCUUCUUUGAUCGAAUUCCCCGGGUUCCUCAGCGAGUGUUUGGAAGUCCUGUUCCUGAAUGAUAAUCAGCUGGAGGCAGUGCCCCAGUCAGUGUGCUGUCUGAAGAGCCUGAAUGAACUCUAUCUGUCACAUAAUCCCGGGAUUCGAGAAUUGCCUCCUGAACUAGGGCAGCUGUCUAAUCUUUGGCAGCUGGAUAUUGAAGAGCUGAAUAUUGGUAACAUCCCAGCCGAGGUCAGGAAGGAAGGUCCUAGUGCAGUGCUGGCUUUCUUGAGGGCUCAUCUUAGGAAGGCAGAGAAGUGCAAGCUGCUGAAGAUGAUCAUUGUGGGGCCUCCUCGGCAGGGGAAAUCUGCAUUGCUGGAAGCCCUGCAGACGGGGAAAGUGCCGCAGAUGAUGCAAAAUGAAACCAGCAUCAGAACAACCAAAUGGGAACUGGAGAAGCCCAGUGGUGUCAAAGACAAGAUGGAUUCAGUGGAGUUCAAUGUGUGGGUUAUUGGAGGCCCUGCCAGCAUGUCCACAGUCAAUCAGUGUUUCUUCACGGACAAGGCCCUGUAUGUAGUUAUAUGGAACCUGGCUCUGGGGGAAGAGGCUGUGGCGAACCUGCAGUCCUGGUUAUUAAACAUUGAGGCCCGAGCCCCAAAUGCUGCUGUGGUGGUGGUGGGGACCCACCUCGAUCUGAUUGACUCCAAGUUCCGCACAGAGAGGAUCGCCACCCUGCGUGCCUACGUCCUGUCCGUGUGCCGCUCCCCCUCCGGAACCCGAGCCACGGGCUACCCCGACAUCACCUGCAAACACCUGCAUGAAGUGUCUUGUAAGACCCUAGAGGGCUUCGAUGGGCUGCGAAGGCUGCUGUUUCAGGUUUCCUGUAACAUAAAGGAUAUGUCCAACGCGGCAACUUCCCAGAAACUUGUCGGGAGAUUGAUACCCAAAAGCUAUCUGCUUCUACAAGCGGCAGUCCUAGCGGAGCGUCUGAGGAGAGACCUGGAAGAUGAAGUCCAGUAUCUGACUGACCUGCAGCUGGAGCAGAUUAUAGAGCAGAACCCUGACAGUGACAUCAAAGACUAUGAGGACUUGCAAACCGCUCUCAGCUUCCUGAUCGAGACGGGAGCACUCCUCCAUUUCCCUGACACGAGCCACGGCCUGCGGAACCUGUACUUCCUGGACGCGGUGUGGCUGUCGGAGUGUCUGGAGAGGAUCAUCAAUAUUAAGAGCUCCAAGUCGGUGGCAAAGAACGGAGUGAUCAAAGCAGAGGAUCUGCGCAUGCUGCUGGUGGGCACCGGCUUCACUGAAGAAACCGAGGAGCAGUAUUUCCAGUUCCUUGCCAAGUUUGAAAUCGCACUCCCAGUCGCCAGUGACAGUUACCUGCUGCCUCACCUACUGCCUCCCAAACCGGGAUUGGAUAUCCACGGCUUCCGCCAGCAGACAGCCAACACCAUUCAGAGGCUGUUCAAAAUGAGCUUCGUCCCUGCUGGAUUCUGGCAGAGGUUUAUAGCUCGGAUGUUAAUUAGCCUCACAGAAAUGGACCUCCAGUCAUUUGAGACCAAAAAGAACACAAAGUCUGUGAGAAAAAGGCAGACUAUCAUUUAUAGUUUUGCUGGCAACCAGCAGCGAAACCGUUGCAGUACCUUCCGCGUCCGGAGAAGCCAGACAAUUUACUGGAAGGAGGGGCUGCUGGUGACAUUUGACGGUGGCUACCUCAGUGUUGAAUCAUCGGAUUUGAACUGGAAAAAGAAGAAGAGUGGCGGAAUCAAAAUAAUCUGCCAGUCCGAAAACCGAGAUUUCUCCGCCAUGGCUUUCAUUACAGACCAUGUGAACUCCCUGAUCGAUCAGUGGUUUCCUGCGCUGACUGCCAGUGAGAAUGAUGGCACGCUGCUGAUUGAGCAGUAUGCGCCGUGCCCCUGCUGUGCUACAGCCACCGCAGAGAGAGCAGGCGUGCCGGGGACAUCGAAGACCGUGCACUUCUUCAACAUGGAGGACUGCGUUCACGCUGCCAUGGAGCUGGAUCACAUUGUCUGUCCGAAUCACCCCUCUGUCCCAGUGCCCCUCCAAGAGCUGGUCCCGGAGCUCUUCAUGACGGAUCUCCCUGCACGGUUGUUUCUUGAAAAGAGCAGCCUGGAAUACAGCGAGCAUGAAAGCAACAUCCUUGGGCAGGGGGGCAGUGGGACCAUUAUAUUCAAGGCCCAAUACAAGAACAUGCCUGUCGCAGUGAAGAGGUUCAAGUUCAAGAGGUGUCGACAGCAGUCCUUCGAUGCCAGCACAGACACUAUGGUUAGACACUUGCGAUCCAUGGAUGCUCUGAGGAAUUUUUCGGAGUUCCGUCAGGAGGCCAGCAUGCUCCACUCCCUGCAGCACCCAUGCAUCGUGUCUCUGAUCGGAAUCAGCAUUCAUCCACUCUGCUUCGCUCUGCAGCUGGCCCCUUUGGGCAGUCUCAACACCGUGCUGGAGGAGCACUCGAAGGGAGUGCUGUUUAUGCCACUGGGGCCCAUGCUGACCUUCAAGGCAGCCUAUCAGAUUGCAGCAGGGCUGGCCUACCUGCACAGGAAGAACAUCAUCUUCUGUGACCUGAAAUCCGACAACAUUCUAGUUUGGUCCCUGGAGACAGACGACCCGGUGAACAUCAAGCUUUCAGAUUACGGAAUCUCCAGGCAAUCAUUCCACGAAGGAGCGCUGGGGGUGGAAGGAACACCGGGCUACCAGGCACCAGAGAUCCGGCCUGGCAUUGUCUAUGAUGAGAAGGUGGAUAUGUUCUCCUAUGGGAUGGUUCUGUAUGAGCUGUUGUCCGGGAGACGGCCUGUGCUGGGUCAGCAUCAGUUGCAGAUUGUGAAGAAGCUGUCCAAGGGGAUCCGACCGGUGCUGGGACUCCCAGAGGAGGUGCAGUUCCACUGCCUGCAGUCUCUCAUGCUGCAGUGCUGGGACACCAAGCCUGAGAAGCGUCCUGUAGCUCUCUCCCUGCUGAAGCAGAUGCAGGAGCCCAGCUUUCCUAGCUUCAUGUAUCUGCUGCCUAGUGAGAGGCACUCCCAGCUGUUCCUCUCCACAGAGCAGGAGCACACUGCUGUGUUUUGGGAUGGGGAGAAUGAGGAGAGGAAUUACACUGUGGUGAACAUAGAGAAAGGUCUGGUAGAAGUGCAGAGAAUGGCUUGUGGUGGAAUGAAGUUGAGUUGUCAACUGAAAAUAGAAAAUACACUCUGGACAGCGACAGAGGACCACCAUAUUUAUAUUUACACUCUGAAAGGCAUGUGUCCACUAAGUACUCCACAGAAGUGUCUCCCCUGCCCAGCUGUUGUAACUUGCAUGCUUGCAGUGCCAGCUCAGAAAAAGACUUUACCGCUAGUCUUUGUUGGAAUGGCAGAUGGGCUAGUUGCAGUGUACAUAUUGAUCAAUGACCUCCCACAUGAAAGCCAGUCCUACCUGUGCUCCCACACUCUCAAUAAAUCCGUCUUUAAGAUCUCGGAUGACGACCCACGACAAAACCCCUACCCGGUGAAGGUCAUGGUGCUGGUGAAGAGCGGCUCGGAGAUCUGGUACAGCACUGGCCCCGGCAUUCUCAUCAUAGACUGUUUGACCCUUCAGGCUGUCAAAAGACUAGAUCCGUACGUCUGUCCCUCAACCAUCAUCUCAAUGACCUGCAAUUCUGGCUGCGGUGGAGAAGAGGCAGUUUGGUGUUUGGACGACAAGACCAACACCUUGCUAAUGUAUCACGCCGCUACAUACCAGCUGUGUGCCCACUACUUCUGCGGAGACAGCAAUCCUCUCCGAGACAUGUUUACAGUCCAGAAACCUGCUGGGGUGAUUCGAGAGCCUGACGCUACACCUACCUCCUCCACCUCCCCCUCCAUUGAUGAAAAGGGCUGUGAAACCAACAGCCCUGGGGACGUGACCAUCAUCUACAAUGAGGAGACGGGGACCCAGAUAAUAAGACACCAGGACUCCCUGACGGACUAUUGCUCCAUGUCUUCCUGCUCUUCUGACCGACUGUCACAGAUUGACAGGUCCAGCUCGGGGAUCUUGAACUCUCUUGCCAGCUCCACCAGCAUGCCCUUCUCCACAGACUGCGAGGAGUCGGACAGGUGGCAGGAUCAGAUGGGCAUGCCCGUGCCUGAGAGCAUGGAUUCCUCUCCCCAGGGUGACGAUGUGGAGGGCCUACAAGCCGUGAAAGUGCUUGCGGUUAAGGACACCUUGUGGAUCCCAAGGAGAGGCGGGGAUGUAAUCGUUAUUGAGCUGGAGAAGGGGUCUGGCACCCGGGGCAGAGUGGUCGCAGUACUCAAGGAAGCUGCACUGGCUCAACGAGGGGUGCUGGUUGAAGCUGCUGUAGUUGCAAAGGACACUGUUGUGUGCGGCUUUCAGAAUGAAAACAUGGAGUGGUGCCUGGCUGUCUGGAGAGGCUGGGGAGCCAGAGAGUUUGAAAUCUUCUACCAGUCCUACGAGGAGCUGGGAAAGCUUGAGUUCGGCAUGAGAAAAAGAAGGUAGCUCUUGUGUGGCUCAAAAUCAGGCCUCUGUGAAGGAUGUGCUUUGGGGAAUAGAGACUGACCGCCUUCAGUGUUUCAACCUGAAGGGAGGCAUGCUUCGACCAUAAGUGCUGUAGACAAGAAAAACACAGAGCGAGCGUCUACUCAAACUGCUAGCUUGCAAACACUGUUUGUGUGUGGCUAUUUUUGAAGCUCCUGUUGUGACUGAAAUCAGAUUACACUUGCAUGCUGUCCUUGGAACACCGUAAAUUACUUAGAGGCUGCCUAACUUAAUGGAUGUCUUUACAAUGUCCAAAUAUGAGCUACGUUGAAAUGCUUUAGAAUUUGAGACACUGUGGGACAAACCUAGCAUGCUAGAAACAGACCCUGAAUAUACUGCACUGCAUGUUCUGAGUGGAGCAAGAAAUGCUCUUUUAACCCGUGUAAGAUUAUUUAAACGAGUUAUGUGUAAUGUUCUUGUAAAUAUCAUGAAAUAAGCUGUAUAUGUAGAUUUUUUUUUGUGUAAAUAAAACUUGAAAUUGAAAUGGUUGAAUGCAAAAUAGAACAAUCUUGUGUAUUAAUACAGGAGGUACAGUAUCCACAUUUGAUAUCAAGUUGCCUACAACUAAAAACAGUAAUCAUUUUGUCCAGUAAUAAUUACCCAUGCUGUUUAUUAACUUCAAAUCAAGUGUCUGAUAAACCCCUAAUUACCCCCAGUAACAAAGUCACUCCUUUUGGUCUUGGUUCUGUUAUUAUGCAGUCAUAAAAAUAGAAGUAGGAACGGUAAACAGCAAUUGUGCUUAAAAGCCCACAUGAAAUUGCACAAUGAAAAAAGGACAGACAUUCUCAGGGCAACAGAAGCAAAGAACAAAGAAAGGCCACCAAAGCCAUUUGCUAUAUUGGCCACACAUGUAGCAAACAUGUUAAAGUUCUCAGUUUUGUAUACCUAUAUUUGGGUUGUCUGGUACAGUUACACUUUACAGUUCAUUUCACCACAGCACUGUUUUGGGGGGCCAUGGCAUGCGACUGGUUGGAAAGCAUGUCAGUCAUUAGGGGAGAGCAGUUUUGGUUAAUGACAGGAAAGAAGGCCUUGAAGAGGUACAAUGUCAUUCUCCAAAUGUAAUGACCUAGGAAGAGUGAGAGUAGACAUGCAAACAGAGCUUUUUAACCUUGAAUAGUACCAGUUAUUUUAUUUAUAACUGGUACUGCAGCGGUGUGGAGUAGUGGUUAGGGCUCUGGACUCUUGACCGGAGGGUCAUGGGUUCAAUCCCCAGUGGGGGACACUGCUGCUGUACCCUUGAGCAAGGUACUUUACCUAGAUUGCUCCAGUAAAAACCCAACUGUAUAAAUGGGUAAAUGUAUGUAAAAAUAAUGUGAUAUCUGUAUAAUGUGAAAUCUUGUAACAAUUGUAAGUCGCCCUGGAUAAGGGCGUCUGCUAAGAAAUUAAUAAUAAUAAUAAUAAUAAUAAUAAAAACUGUGACCUACAUAGAGAAUGGAAGAGCAAGGGAUGUUUCAAUAAAGCCAUAUAAAGUCUUAUUGUAUGUUUUAAAUUGGAAACAAACCGAUGGUCAUUUUUAUUCCUGUCGUCUUGAAGGAAGUGAAGGCCUUAAACCUGGCUCCUCGCCUCUGAAAAUAAGCCCAUCAGAUGAGCUUGGGCGGGGGCUUCAGAGUAUGCUUGACUGCUAACGACUCUGACUGGCUGAAACCAUUAUUUAGUCAUUAUUAAGUAAUUUUCCUUUUUAAAAAGCCAAGAGACUGCAUUUUUCAUGGAUGGGUUAAGGGACUUUCAGGAACAAAUUUUUCAUGUGAAACUGUAAAGUGCUUUCUUGACAAUAAUUAAACAAAUGUGACUUGUGUUGCGUUGUAUUCUGACCUU
Molecule: messenger RNA, 8550 nt
Organism: Acipenser ruthenus (sterlet)
Lineage: Eukaryota; Metazoa; Chordata; Actinopteri; Acipenseriformes; Acipenseridae
Product: leucine-rich repeat serine/threonine-protein kinase 1-like
Exons: 34
Coding region: 637-6696 (2019 amino acids)
Biological process (GO): protein phosphorylation
Molecular function (GO): ATP binding; protein kinase activity; protein binding
Source: RefSeq, a predicted model, not a curated record